Helianthus annuus (common sunflower) is the source of this 3338-nucleotide messenger RNA. RefSeq lists its product as uncharacterized. The record is from RefSeq and is a predicted model, not a curated record. Lineage: Eukaryota; Viridiplantae; Streptophyta; Magnoliopsida; Asterales; Asteraceae. Gene Ontology annotation, molecular function: acyltransferase activity, transferring groups other than amino-acyl groups. The coding region runs from base 310 to 3000 and encodes 896 amino acids. The transcript is spliced from 18 exons.
GAACAAAGAAGCAUGCAUCAUAACCCCUCCCCUUCCCUUUCCCCUCAACAACAAUAAUAAUAAUCCUUUCACAAACCCUUUAAUCAAAAAAAAAAAAAAAAAAAAAACACAUACACACACAAAAUCAAAUCCAAAAUCACACUACCAAAAAUAGCAUCUUCUGUUCAUCAACACACCCUACAAAUCAGCCAUUCAACCUCCAAUCGAACCUUCUAGGGUUUGUUCGUUCAAUCCAGCUGUAACACACACACAAAUCUCUCCGAAACAUCUGCAAUUCGUGUAUAAAACUCGCGAUUAUUGCUCGUUACAAUGGCGAACGGAACAGACGGUGAUGAAUACGUGUUGUUAUCGUCGAUUCGUCCUGGUUUAAAGCGUGAAUUUGCGUUUGCGAUGAAAUCGCAAUCGGAAAACUACGGUUUGUGUGGCCGGACGCGUGCUCGGAGGUCGCAGAUGUCGCCGGAGCGGUUGCCGGUGAGUAAAAAACCUAAAAGUGGUGAUCUAGGGCUUGAAAAUGAGGCGAAAGUUGAGGUUACGCGUGCUCGUAGGGCUCAGGUGUCGCCGGAGCGGUCACCGGUGAGUAAAAAACCUAAAAGUGUUGUUUUAGGGCUUGGAAAUGAGGCUAAAGUUGAGAUUUGUAAUGAAUCGGUAUGUAAUGAAUCGGUUUGUAAUGAAUCUGUCUGUAAGGAAUCUGUUUGUAAGGAUUCGGUUUGUAAGGAAUCGGUUUGUGAUGAAUCGGUCUUGAAUGAAUCGGUUUUGAAUACGGAUGAGGAAGAAUCGAAGAGUGACGUUGUUGAUCCAGGUAGAACGGUGAAUGAACAGAUGAGCGAGGUGAAAUCAGAGGCAAUGGAUGAAUCUGAUUUGAAAAUGGAGGUGAAUGAUCAUGUUAAUGAUAAUGUUAAUGAGGAUGAGGAUGAUAAAACUGUGGAGAAUGAGAAUGUGAUUAGUUCUGUUGAGAAUGAGAAUGGUGAGGAAGAGAAAAAGUUGAAGAAGGCUGUGAUGAAGAGGUUUCCUACAAAGUUGAAGGAGCUGCUGGAGACUGGAUUGCUUGAGGGAUCACCAGUGAGGUAUGUGCGUGGAUCAAAGGUGAAACUUGUAGAGAAGGGACUGCCAGGUGUGAUAAAAGGAUCUGGAAUAUUGUGUUUUUGUGACACAUGUGGUGGGAAGGAGGUUGUGACUCCUAAUCAGUUUGAGUUGCAUGCCGGAAGUGCGAAUAAGCGGCCGCCUGAGUACAUUUAUUUGGAUAAUGGUAACACCCUAAGGGAGGUUUUGAACAUGUGUAAAAGUGCUCCGUUAGAUGUAAUGGAAGAAAUCAUUUUAAGAGCGAUAGGUUGCUCGUCUAAAGAGAAACCCUCAUUUUGCUUGAAAUGCAAAGGGUCUUUUCCUGAAUCAGAUAACCAGAAGACAAGGCUUUUGUGUGAUUCAUGUACAGAUUUAAAAGAGUCUCAGCCUCGCCCCCAGGUUCCUGUGCCCUCUAAUGAUAUCGUUGACAGGUCAGUAUCUCCGGUAGCUGCUCCUAAAUCUACCACACGAGUAGCCAACAAUAGUUCUUCUCGCAGCAAGGCCCAUGGAAGAAUAACUAGGAAAGAUUUGCGUAUGCACAAAUUUGUAUUGGAGGAGGAUGUGCUAGCUGAUGGAACAGCAUUAGCUUAUUUUGCUCGUGGGGAGAAAGUAUUGGAGGGUUAUAAAAAAGGUUCUGCAAUCUUUUGUUAUUGCUGUAAAAAUGAGGUCAGCCCUUCACAAUUUGAAGCUCAUGCUGGUUGGGCUUCACGUCGCAAACCUUAUUUACACAUUUACACAUCGAAUGGCGUAUCUCUCCACGAGCUCUCAAUAAAACUGUCGAAACAAAGGAAGCUUUCUGCGGAUGAUAACGAUGAUCUGUGCUCCAUCUGCGCAGACGGAGGUGAACUUUUGUGUUGUGAUAAUUGCCCAAGAGCUUUUCACCCUGAAUGCAUCUCUGAGGCUGUCCCGCAGGGUACUUGGUAUUGCAAAUACUGCCAAAACAUGUUUCAAAAAGAAAAAUUUGUUGAACGAAAUGAAAAUGCACGAGCUGCUGGUAGGGUCGAAGGUAGUGAUCCGAUUGAAGAAAUAACUAAACGUUGCAUUCGUAUUGUUGAAAAUCCAAUUGGAGAUUCUGGUGCUCCUGCUAAAAGAGGAGCUCCUGCAUGUGUUCUAUGCAAGGCACAUGAUUUUAGCAAGUCUGGUUUUGGCCCGAGAACUGUCAUCAUAUGUGAUCAGUGUGAGAAAGAGUACCAUGUUGGCUGUUUGAAGGAACACAAAAUGGACAACCUUAAGGCAUUGCCUAAAGGAGAGUGGUUUUGUUGUACCGAUUGCAACAACAUUCAUACGUGUUUAGAGAAUCUGGUGGCUGGCGGUUUAAAAACACUUCCGGAAACUUCGUUAACUGCUAUAAAGAAGAAACAGGUGGAACAAGGAUUAGAACCCAGUGCCGAGCUGGACAUCAGAUGGCGGCUUUUGUGUGGGAAAAUGGCGUCUGAUGAUACGCGUGUGCUGUUAUCCAAAGCUGUUGCUAUUUUCCAUGAUCGGUUUGAUCCAAUUGCUGAUUCGACCACUAGCCGUCUCGAUCUGAUUCCCCACAUGGUUUACGGGAGAAGUUUAAAACAACAGGACUAUGGAGGGAUGUACUGUGCUACACUGACAGUCAACUCUACGAUUGUAUGCGCUGGCAUAUUUCGUAUUUUUGGGCAGGAUGUAGCUGAAAUUCCUUUAGUGGCUACAAGUAGUGAAUGUCAAGGAUUGGGUUAUUUCCAAGCUCUGUUUUCUUGUAUUGAAGAACUGCUAGCUUCAUUAAAUGUAAAAGUUCUCGCACUUCCUGCCGCUGAUGAAGCUAACUCUAUGUGGAUCAAGAAGUUUGGGUUUGAGAAGAUGCCGGAUGUAGAGUUGAAGCAGUACAGAAAGAAUUACCAGCUAAUGGUUUUUCAAGGAACCUCAAUGCUAUACAAGACCGUCAAGAAGCCUCAAGGGUUGGUUGAUGAUAGAUAGUUAAGUUUUAUCGGGCCCAGCAUGACGAGCAAAACAUGCGAUUUUUUGGUUUUUAUAUAUAUAUAUAUAUAUAUUUGGAGAAAGGUAGUAACCGUCCUACCUGAUAUCUCUCCCGUUUUGGUACAAAAUCUGGCAUUUGGAAAUUCUUUUUGUUUUGUUAGUCCAAGUUUAUACGGGUGACCCGUUGGGCGAUUUUGGUUAGGAGAUAUAAGAUAUAAACUUUUGUUUUGGAGUUAUUGCUGAUGACAAAUUGGAUAUAAUUUUGGUUUUUUUUUUUCUUCAUAUAUUUUUCUCCUAAAAUUUUCAAUGUGGAGAUAAUGGGGGCCUUUUGCAGCCAA